Molecule: messenger RNA, 1188 nt
Organism: Aspergillus aculeatinus CBS 121060
Lineage: Eukaryota; Fungi; Ascomycota; Eurotiomycetes; Eurotiales; Aspergillaceae
Exons: 1
Coding region: 250-1047 (265 amino acids)
Source: RefSeq, a predicted model, not a curated record
CUAUAUCAAAAAGUAACCAGGGUGUUGUCCAUCUUCAUCUAGACACAAUCAUAAGAUUGUCAAUCAACACUUCCUGUGUUUCUAGAAUAGAAAGGGAAAGGAUGUCACAGUGACGCCAUCAGGGCCAGAAUUAAACUUUGAAGCCCAAAGGGUAAAUCUUUACAAUGGCCUUUCUCACCUCCGUCCCUGUUCUAAGCACACUCACUUGAUCACACUCACUUAAUCACACAUUCUCCUAAAACCACCACCAUGCCCUCAGCCUGGACCGAUGACAACAACAACGGCCAACCCCCAAACCAUGCAUCAUCCCCAACCCCAGCCGCCAACUUCCUCACGACAGAGAUCUACAACAUCGGCGCCCAGCCGGGCAUCCGCUCGCUGCCCCCGAGCCCAGAACGCGACUUCCUGGCCCUAACCUGGGGCCCCGUCGUCUAUCGCACGGCCUACAGCGCCCGCUCGGACCGACUCCUCCCAGUGUUUCUGCGCGCCCUGUCCUACGAGGUCCAGGCGGCCAUCCCGCGCCGGCUCCCCGGCACGCCCAAGCAGCGGCACCUCCUCGAGACGAGCUACGCCUGCAAGGUCUUCAGCGACGAGACGCGGUACGCGGGAGCGGAGAUCGGCGCCGUCCGCCGUGCGUUCCACGACUGGAAGCGCGCGGACCUGGCGCUGCCGCUGAUGGAGCUGCCGGCGCGGUUGCGGGUGUGUUUGGUGGUGGACGAGGAGGUGCUGCGGGCUUUGGAGAGGAUGACGACGAAGGUGGACGAGGUGGACAUGGACGAGGAGGCGAGGGGGAGCUCGACGGAAGACGACAGCGAGAAGGGAUCCGGGGAGAGGUCUUACGGCCGAUGUCCGGUCAUCAUGGUGGAGGAGAAUUUCCCGGAUCGGAGGAGGCGGGACUCCAACCCCGCGGACGGAGAGUACCCCGGCUGGACGCAGGUGGCCCUCUCAGCAGUCGUGGAGGUACUCGAGGGGAUGAGGUUUGGAAAUGGAUUGAGCCGGUUUCAUCGCUCUGGCCGAAUCUAUCUGGGAGAGAGUCAGUGGUCUUGAUGGGUUGAUUCAUGUCUCUUGGAGUUUGGGCUCUUUUGGCUCGUAUAGAUCGUUGGCGUUAGGAACCGGGUGUACAGGUAUAGAGCUGGGAUAGAUAGAGUAUUCUUAUAUAAACGGUCUUGAGAGUAUCAUGAUUAUGAC